Messenger RNA from [Torrubiella] hemipterigena, 2119 nucleotides. Lineage: Eukaryota; Fungi; Ascomycota; Sordariomycetes; Hypocreales; Clavicipitaceae. The record is from the annotation of a GenBank genome assembly.
GCGAAGGAUCGCUUACCUGAGCGGAGAGACGCUGAUUUUCCCAGACGUUCAAAGACAAGACGAUGUUUAUUUGUAUAAACAAAAAACACUGUUAUGUUUUAGAAUGUUUGAGAUAAGUACAAAUUCUCUACAGGUUUUUACUUUUUUUAAGGUAGCACAGAAUGUAUCUUUACACAUAAAUACGUUUAUAUGAGUGUGUUUUGGCCGUAUUUGGGGCGUCCCGAAAAUCAGACACCUUCCGCUAAGGUAUGUGGGCUAAGUGUACGCUGUACAGCCUUCUAUCAUCACUACACCCAAAAAUGCAAAAUGCUUUCGCGCCAAAAUAAGCUGCUGUCCUCUAAUUCUAUAAAUAAUAUACCCAGAAUUCUGCCUCUAUAUAAAGCGCAAUCAUUCACAACAUCAUCCGCAAUGACAUCACGAGACAUCCCGAUAACUUUACCCAACGGGCUGUCUAGAGACCGUCUCGAUGCCUUCAAACCCUUUACAAACUGGAUGAAGAAAAUGGAAACUUCUUUUUCGCUACAGUCCAAUCCAUCCCAUCCCUUCCACGCUGAUCCGUAUACCGUAUCCAACGCCGCCGGCGAGACAUUACCUGCUGGUGCAUUUCUUCGUGGUCCAAGCGUCGCUAUGCUUGUCAUGCUGGUACCAGAAGAUGCGGUCGACGAGAGUGAGCGGUAUGUUGUCUUGACGGUCCAGGCGCGCAUCCCCGCGGGUAGCCUCGCGUUUGUUGAGCUGCCGGCCGGUAUGGUGGACGAUGAGGGCGACUUUCAAGGCAUCGCGGCAAAGGAGAUUGAACAGGAGCUUGGUUUGACUAUUAAUGCGGCAGAAUUGACGUGUUUGAGUGAGCUCGCUGCCCCUGCGGAUGGCGGUGCGGAAGACUUGCCUAGGGCCAUGUUUCCCUCGGCAGGUGGCUGCGACGAGCACAUCACCAUCUUUAGCUACGAGAAGAAGGUGCCGAGAGAUACACUGGCAAGUUGGACUGGGAAAUUGACGGGUUUGCGUGAGUCUGGAGAGAAGAUUACGCUGAAGCUCGUCAAGAUGCAGGAUCUAUGGCGAGAAGGGGCCCGAGAUGCAAAGUGUCUGUCGGCGCUGGCCUUGUGGGAAGGCCUCCGGAGAGAGGGAAGGAUAUGAAUCGUUAUUAUUAUCCGUAAUGAUAUCAUACAUAUACAUGUUCUCCCUAGUUGAUCAAUUUACCCCUCCAUAUUGGGAUCAUCAUACUGUAGCCGAUAACAGUUAAACAUCCCUCGAUAAAAUGGUCCACCCUCAUAUUCAACGGUAGCUUUGAUUGUGGUAUUUUGAAACGCAGAGAUGAUACGGGGCCGAAUUGCAUCAGCUAGCGCCUGUAUUGCCUCCAUCUGCUCUUCCUCACUGACCGCGUCCAGGUACUGUUCCUCUUCCAACGAAGGAUACCACAUUCUGAAGCAGUCGUAUAUCACCAGAAUUCUUAGUCGUGUCAGAGACAUAUCUGUCAGGCGGCUACUUGUGAGCUCGCCGAGAUGUACGACAUCAUUAAUCGCCCGAUAUUUGUCAUGCAUCCGCAAAGUAAAAGAGUAGACCGAGGGUGGUAAGAGCUCUACUAGGCAGUGGGGUGGUGCAGCAGUGCCUAACCAGUGAUGACAAAAUACCUGCUCGUCAAGGUCGAGAACAGUAAGGCGUGUAAAGGCAUGAAGCUCAUCCGUCAGAAGCGACGACUGAGCUAAAUUGGGAAUCAUAGAAUGGCCACAGAAUAAUACAAGCCUUUCAAGCGUUGCUGCUACCGGGCUCAGCGUGUUAAUUGCUUGCUUGGGAUAAAAUAGGAGGGAUCCCUCUUCUUUCCACAGGCCGGGGUCUUCGUGUGAGAAGGACACCUUUUGCAGCGAUGUGCACUUCUUCAAAAAGUUGCGAAUGGCGGUAUAUGGUAUCUUAUCACCAGCAGCUGUUUGAGAUAGAGUAUAUCCGAUUCGUUGAUGUAAUUGCGUUCCCAGCUUCUCGACCAAUGCAGCUUUGUGGUCGGCAAAUACGCGGACAUGCUGAGCAAGAUGGGCGUAUCUUCUCAUAUGCCGAAUGAACUGCCCGUGCCUACGAGUGUACGGGCAAUGGAAGUACAUAGGUUGCGCAAUGUCCUUUACAGCGCGGCACG